Messenger RNA from Hydatigera taeniaeformis, 543 nucleotides. NCBI's taxonomy places the organism in Eukaryota, Metazoa, Platyhelminthes, Cestoda, Cyclophyllidea, Taeniidae. The record is from the annotation of a GenBank genome assembly.
AUGGAUUCUCCUCGCAAAUCGUCAAGAAUUCGAUGUCGAGUAAACUAUGUUCAAUUGCUAGGUUGCGACUCUGAUGAAGACGAUUUCCUUAUUGAUGGCUCAGAAGUACCAAAAUCACCAAAAAGGAAGAAAGCACUUUAUACCGAUGAUAAACAUGAGGAACAGGAUUCACCCAACGCAUUUGAAUCGAAACCAGUCAAACAGGCGAUAUCUCCAAACAUUGCUGCAAGACAACACAAGAGGAAGCCUUGUUUAAAAAACUCGGUGCCUAUUUCUAACGACAUUACACCGCCACCUCUCACUAUGCGACCACUCCUCCCCGUACCCGCAAUUCCUUCUUCGAGCUCAGGACUGGAGCUAGAGAAUGUGCAAUCGCAAUUACAAUCAGGUUGUCCGACGACAUCAUCACCUACGAAACCCUUGACCCCGUUGAAUGGUGUCCCUGCGUUGGUAUGUGGGACACCAUCGUCUGCUCUGCGUCUUGGUCUAUCCCGCAAAAAUAUCAGAAGAUCCCUUCAUCCAAACAUUAAGCUGCCGCGCUGA